AUGAAUACGGCCUUUGGUACGGGGCCCGCGGAAACCGACGCGUACGCUGUCCGAGCUGUUUGGGACUCUUCGUUGGAACCUGCAGUCAGGCGUUUCAAGGGGCAACAUACACAAUUCUGUAUUUUAAAAUAUUUUACAAUCUAUCUAUCUAUCUAUCUAUCUAUCUAUUCACGUGAUUGGCUAAUAUCACUUGAUUAUCUCUUUAUCUAUCUAUCUAUCUAUCUAUCUAUCUAUCUAUCGCAGUGUACUCAUUAUCUAUCUAUCUAUCUAUCUAUCUAUCUAUCUAUCUAUCUAUCUAUCUAUCUAUCUAUCGCAGUGUACUCAUUAUCUAUCUAUCUAUCUAUCUAUCUAUCUAUCUAUCUAUCUAUCUAUCGUCCUUUAGUUGUUUCGUUGACUGCUUUCAACAAUCGUUUCUUUCUUUUUUUGCCUUUUUUUUCCCGCUGUGAACAGCUCCGACAACAAAAUGGCCAAGGUCGCAAAGCUUUCAUUUUUAAUGAAGAGACUUUCUAG
Acanthosepion pharaonis is the source of this 510-nucleotide messenger RNA. Lineage: Eukaryota; Metazoa; Mollusca; Cephalopoda; Sepiida; Sepiidae. The record is from the annotation of a GenBank genome assembly.